AUGGGAGACUCUGAAAAGCUCCGAUUUUCCAUUCUUUCCUCUGAAGCAAUGGAGGUAAAGGAAGAUGUUCAAGCGACACAGGUCCCAUGGCGCCAUUUUGCUGAUGUCACGAGCUGGAGGAGCAGUUGGCAACUGUGGAAAUGCAACAUUCCAUACCGGCUAUCAACUGCCUUCCUUGGUUCAACAAGCCUGGAGCAGGUACCACCUCCUCCGUACCCGUGUAUUUUGCUGUCAGUUAGAGUAUUGCUUCAAAGAAGCAGCAGAGAGUGUGGAGGAGAAGCAGAAGAGUUGGAAAUGGCCACAGCUGAGAAUGACUGCAAUUUCCAUUUUUAUUCCCCUUAUGCACAGCAGAAGUACAGGAGCAUCCCCUGUUUCUGGGAAACACAACCCUCGGGCUGUGUGAGGAUCAGUUGUGCCUUCCAUCAUAGCAAACCUCGUUAUAUAAAUGGACUUUUUUUGCCACCUAGUAACAAUGCCCCAUUGCAACAGGGUGUCCAAGAAGAAAUUCUGCAGCCAGCCCAUUGUCAAGAAUCACUCAGAAAACAAGAGGUUUUUUUAAGACCAAUUCACCCUCCACUGAUUAUAAACCUCAAUGAUGAAGAGGAUGAAGAGGAUGAUGAAGAGCAAGAGAACUAUGUUUCUACUUGGGUGCCUAAGUCUGCUGCAGAUGUUGAAGAGGAAAGAGCAAUAAAGGAAAUAUGCUAUAAAUCUGGAGAGUAUUACAAGACUCAGUACCCUCAUGAACACCAGUCAACAAAAACUGUGUCUUCACCUCAGGAAAAUGAGGUGUUACCUUUGGUAGCCACCAAGCAAGACUUGCAGAAAGGUGAUGGUAAUACAAUUACUACAAAAAUUAAUAAUAUAAAAAGAGAAGAAGGGAGUUCAGGAAGCAGAGCACCAAGAGAGAGUAUUCCCAGAACAGAUUGUAGAUCUGUUGAAAAUGGAGAAAAAAAACACACUGAGCUGGUAAAGGACCAUCACUGUAAAGAAGUAAAGAAGAAAUGGAUUUCUGAGGACCCAAGAAAUUUACCUAAUACGGUAACAGGCAAAGCAGUACGUGAGCCAUACAGUCAGAAAAGCUCCAAACCAUUGAAUCAGCUUGACGCAAAUAGAAGAUUUUGGACCCAAACAGAAAACUAUGACAAAUAUAAUUCAGGAUCUUAUUAUGUACCAACUUGGAGGAAAAGAAAUCCACGUGCAAAAACAUUCUCGAAGUUUAAAACAGCCAUUCAGAGCCAAGAAAACAUGGAAGUGAACAGAAAAGGACAACGAUACGUAGAGAAGAGAAAGAGAUUAAGUGAGCACAUCAAUUUACAAGAAAAACCUAAAUCAAAAUAA
Molecule: messenger RNA, 1338 nt
Organism: Calidris pugnax (ruff)
Lineage: Eukaryota; Metazoa; Chordata; Aves; Charadriiformes; Scolopacidae
Gene: ZC3H11D
Product: chromosome unknown open reading frame, human C12orf50
Exons: 11
Coding region: 1-1338 (445 amino acids)
Source: RefSeq, a predicted model, not a curated record